GCAUGAAGGACUGUGUCACAAAACAAGAGCUGGGAUUUCACACUGCAGACCUGUGGCUGUUUGAGGAGACUGGGUCAGACAGCAUGACAGAGCUGACAGGCCUCCUCUCAGAGUUUAACGUCUUCCACCUAAGGGCAGUUGACCUUGGCUUGCCCAGCAGAGUGGUGAUCAGACAUAGUAGUGCUGGCUGGUACCUGGAUGGAAUCACUGUGAAGGAGACGAGUGAAAAAGAUACAGAAUUUGUGUUUCCAUGCCAACGGUGGUUAGACAGUGGAACUGAUGACAGAUGGACAGAAAGAGCUUCCACGCCUCAGAAAAGUCAGCAGAAGCAACAGACGGGUGACAGCUGAUCCUCAGGGUGUGUUAUCAUGAGGUGUUUGUCUAUACAUGCUUUGCAUUGGUUUUUACGGUGCAG
This is a messenger RNA of Acipenser ruthenus (sterlet), 415 nucleotides long. Its product is annotated as lipoxygenase homology domain-containing protein 1. Lineage: Eukaryota; Metazoa; Chordata; Actinopteri; Acipenseriformes; Acipenseridae. The record is from RefSeq and is a predicted model, not a curated record. The coding region runs from base 3 to 350 and encodes 115 amino acids. The transcript is spliced from 2 exons. Gene Ontology annotation, molecular function: protein binding.